This is a messenger RNA of Phragmites australis (common reed), 3447 nucleotides long. RefSeq lists its product as uncharacterized. Gene Ontology annotation, cellular component: nucleus. The record is from RefSeq and is a predicted model, not a curated record. Gene Ontology annotation, biological process: DNA repair; DNA recombination; DNA replication. Gene Ontology annotation, molecular function: DNA binding. The coding region runs from base 1406 to 3181 and encodes 591 amino acids. NCBI's taxonomy places the organism in Eukaryota, Viridiplantae, Streptophyta, Magnoliopsida, Poales, Poaceae. The transcript is spliced from 22 exons.
UCCCCCUUGCUUCCUGUUUUGGCUUGCAGUCGAUUGGAUCUAGAUUGCCUGGCCCUCUUUCUUCUCUUUGCUUUUCGCCUCUCUGUUGCUUCCGAGGUACGGUUCGUGCUUGCCCGUGCCUCCGCCAUUGGUACCUUGCUCUUGCCUGCUUUGGUCGGCGGCUCUGGUCUUGGCUGCGCUCUUGGUCCGGGUUGAAUCUUCGUGUCCUGGGAAGUUUGGUUGCUUCCUUUUGAGUCGUCUCCAUACAUUGGCUGUGCUUUUUCUUUUGAUUUGUUGUUCCUUUUUGCGUAGUCGCUUUCUAUGCCGGUGGAACCAAUAGGAGAUGUUGUGCCUCUUUUUUUCUCAGACCCUCUCCGGAGCAUUUUUUUUAUUUGCUGUUUCUUUUUGGCCAGUCGCUUGCCCCCCCCUUCCCUUCUCCCCCUUGCUUCCUGUUUUGGCUUGCGGUCGAUUGGAUACCCUCUCCGGAGCAUUUUUUUCAUUUCCUGUUUCUUUUUGGCCAGUCGCUUGCCCCCCCCUUCCCUUCUCCCCCUUGCUUCCUGUUUUGGCUUGCGUUCGAUUGGAUCUAGAUUGCCUGGUCCUCUUUCUUCUCUUUGCUUUUCGCCUCUCUGUUGCUUCCGAGUUACGAAGUACUGGAAGAGGAUCCAUUCUGAUAUGAUCUUGCUCAUCGCAUCAGCACAGGAAGAUUUCUUCAGGUUUGCUUCUGCUCGUUAGUGCUGGUUCCUUUGUGUUGUGGGUCUCUCUCAUAUUGGCGCACAGAGGCCAUUUUCCCUGCUUUUGGUGUGCUCCAUUGUCUAUUACAGCGACGGCAUAACACGACGAAAUUUGUUGAAGUUUGCUUCUACUCAUUAGUUCUGGUUCCUUUGUGUUGUGGAUCUUUCUGUUAUUGGGUCUGCAACAAUUGUGACACAGAGUUCAUCUUCUUUGCUUUUGCUAAUGGAGCCGCAUACAAUUCGAUCAUACAACGACGUUGACGCUGCGGCAUGUGCGUUUACCGUCCCUAUCCUCUGAUCCUAUCUCUACUUUGAUAGAUCGAGCCUGUGCUGCUUCUAAACUUACCGAUUUGAUAUUGCUGUCUGCUUUUCUCCUUGUUAUUUGUCCUCCUGCUCCCUCUCCCUUUUCUUCUUUGCCUGCCCCCAAAAACUUCUAUUUCCAUGGCAUUCAGCAUCUUCGUCUUCGCACUCGACACAGCCCAGGAGUGGGGCUCGUAGAAAGCGAAAUGAACUUGCAGAAGACGAUGCACAGCACUGCCCCUUAAUUCUAAACCCAACUGAAUGCCGUCGUAGACGCCGAAAAUUAUUGGACCAACAAAGAUUGGCUAUAACAGGAUCAUUAGAUAGCACCAGUCAAUUAUUAGAAUGUGGACGAUUCAGCCAACAUUACAUUGAUGCACUAAAAGAGUUUGAAGAUGACAUUCGAUUCGCUCACUACACUCCAUCCAAAAUCCAAGCACUCAGUAGUUUGUGUCCGCGUAUCGCGGAAAUGGGAAUACCGUGGUGGCACCGAUGAUGGACCGAUACUCCACAUAGACCUUGUUCUCAUCGAUGAGAAGGGAGAUGCCAUAUAUGCUGAAAUACCAAGCUCCGAAAUAGAUGCUAUCAGCACUUUAAUCCAAGAAGGUGGCAUCUAUGUUAUCAGUCGAUUUAGAGUAUCAAGGGCGAAGUCUCUAUACAGGCCAGUUGACGUGCCUUACAUGAUUGAAUUCACAUGCUACACCAAAGUAUCUCCAGCAAGACAUGUAGCUGAAACAUUCCCAAGAUACGUCUAUAGGCUCACACCUUUUGCUGAGCUACCAAAAUACGCUGGUGAAAACAAACACUUCCUAGAUGUGCUUGGCCUAAUCUCUGAAGUCUCUGAGACAACCUUAUUGCAACUCCCAAACCAAUCAAGUGCCACUCUAAACAGAAACAUAAUCCUGAAGGAUCUGAGCAAUGCUGAGGUGAAACUGACUCUAUGGGGACAACGCGCCGCUGAGUUUACCAUAGAUGAAGUUUACAAUGAAGAAGAAAGUAAACCAAUUGUUAUGCUGGUCGUCGGCAACCUCAUGAAAAGCUUCGCAGGUGAAGAAUAUCUGAGUGGAAACACUGCCUGCCGUUGGUAUUUUAAUCCUGUAAUUCCAGAAGCUGAAGACUUUUAUAACAGCACUCACAACCAGCGACUCACAAUCAAGCGUUCCACUCCUCCUACGCAUCAAGCAGCGCUGCCACAACCAUCACUACAACUCGAGGAUAAGCAUUUGCUUGACUUACAAGAAAUGGACCCAUAUGAUUUUCCGCAAGGUGGCUGCCGCUGUACCGUCACUAUAACACGACUAAACUCAAACAGACCAUGGUGGUUCCCAUCAUGUAACAGGUGCAGCAGAGCCUGCGCACCAAGCGGCGAUAGUUACAAAUGCAACACAUGCUCGUGUACUGGCUAUCGCUUCAAAUACAAGCUAUCUUUCAUUGGGAAUGACGGAACUGCAGAAGCUGAGAUGAUAGCUUUCAGAGAAGUUGCUCGCCGGAUCGUUGGUAAACCAGUCCAGCAAGUCUUAAGAUUUGCAAGAUCUGCAAAUGACACCCCUCCUGACAUUGCAGCCAUAGUAUCCCUAAAAUUCACCUUUGCAAUAACCCUAACAGAUCAGAGCUACUACAGUCCCCACAGAACAUAUCAGAUCAUCUCCAUCAUCACUUCUUAUGGAAGACAACAAACGCUGCCCCAUACAACAUUCAGCCAACCCAAGGAACCAACAACCUCACAAAUAGCUAACCCAAUACUUCACUCUCAUAUUUCCACCACCAAUCCAGGUGCUAUUGUGCCUGAUGCUACCCUUCCAUCUGGACUCAAAAGCGAUACAUCUGCCUCGCAACCAGAAACUCAAAAAGCAGCCACAAGAAAUGUACAAACACACAGUACUCCUCCCCCUACACUGGAAUACGAUGAAUCGCCUCUGAAAAAACUUGAAUAUCCAGAUGCCACUGACCUGUCUAAACACACAAGUGCUCAAAAAAGAUUGUUUGAAGAUAUAAUAGAUCCUGGAAAGGAAGACACUGAUGCACAGAAAAAAAGCAAGCAAGAAGCUCUCACAGGAACAUCUAACCCACUGCUCCAUACAGUAGGACAAAGAGCUUCUUCCCAGCAGACCGCAUCUGGCUCUGCCAAGGUGUCUAAAUCCAAAGCUCCUCAUAUACAAAAAAACAAUUAAUGAAGGCGAACAAAGUAACAAACGCAGCUCAGCCGUGAAGCACCGCUCAUCUUUUGCUGUCUUUUGCCACAUGAAAAAAUCUGCUCCUGCACCUUUCUUGCCUUCUGCUCCCCCCCCCCCCCCCCCUCCUCCCUUUUGCGCCUUUUGAAGUUGCUUUUGGACCUUGGUUCCUCAGACUUUUAUCCUGUCAUCAUAACAGAUCAAGCUGCUACUGAUGUUCUCCUAAUACAAUAAUAAAUAUGUACAGUAGCAAAUUAGAAAUGUCA